Molecule: messenger RNA, 1992 nt
Organism: Dipodomys spectabilis (banner-tailed kangaroo rat)
Lineage: Eukaryota; Metazoa; Chordata; Mammalia; Rodentia; Heteromyidae
Gene: Padi1
Product: peptidyl arginine deiminase 1
Exons: 16
Coding region: 1-1992 (663 amino acids)
Cellular component (GO): cytoplasm
Molecular function (GO): protein-arginine deiminase activity; calcium ion binding
Source: RefSeq, a predicted model, not a curated record
AUGGCCCCUCGGGGAGCUGUGAAGCUGUCCCUGAACAAACCCACGUACGCUGUGUGUGUGGUGGGCGUUGAGACGCCGGUGGACAUCCACAGUGAUGUGCCCGAGGGCACGAAGACUUUUGGGGUCUCUGGGAGCUCUGGCGUGGAGGUCUUCACGGUCCACGGCCCCUCACAGGUGACAAAGCCCGCAGGCAAGGCCCGCUGGCCCCUGGACAGCAAUACUGGUGUGUUUGUCUCCGUGGACACAGCCAGCAAGGAUUUAGAUGACCUCCAGGUGAAGGUGUCUUACUUUGGAUCUCAGGAGGGCCGGGCGCUGGGCCACGGUGUGCUCUACCUCACUGGUGUGGAUGUUUCUCUUGAUGUGGACACACGCCGCACAGGCAAGGCAAGGAAGAGCCGGACUGACAAGAAAACCUGGUACUGGGGCCCUGAGGGCUACGGGGCCAUCCUGCUGGUGAACUGUGACAAGGACAGUCCUCGGUCCAGGGACCCGGACCUGAAGCACAGUCAGCUGACCUCCCUGGACGACCUGCAGGACAUGUCCCCCAUGGUGCUGAGUUGCACCGGCCCGGACGAUGUCUUCCGCAGCCACAAGCUGCUUCUGAAGGUGUCCUCACCAGACUCCCAAAGGCUGCGCGUCUUCUGUGCGCGGGGUGGCACUGCCCUGGCCAACUACAAGAUGGUGCUGGGGCCCUCUCGCCUCACCUACCAAGUGGACCGCCAGCAGGGCGAGCGGGAGAUCGCGUUCCACGUGGAGGGGCUCACCUUCCCCAAUGCCCACUUCCCGGGGCUCGUCUCCCUCAGCGUCAGCCUGGUGGACACACGGGCCCUGUCCGAGGUGGCGCUAUUCACAGACACCGUGGUCUUCCGCAUGGCCCCGUGGAUCAUGACACCUAACACGCAGCCCCCCCUGGAGCUGUAUGUGUGCAGCGUAAUGGAUCCCCAUGGCUCCAACGAGAAGUUUCUGGACGACAUGGCUUACCUGGCAGUGAAGGCCAAGUGCAAGCUGGUUGUCUGCCCCCAGGCGGAAAAUCGCAAUGACCGUUGGAUCCAGGAUGAGAUGGAGUUUGGCUACGUCGAAGCCCCCCACAAAUCUUUCCCCGUGGUCUUCGACUCCCCUCGAAACAGAGGCCUGAGGGACUUCUCCUAUAAGAAGAUUCUGGGUCCUGACUUCGGCUAUGUGACCCAGGAGGACCAGUUCUCCGGCCCCUCCAGCCUGGAUUCCUUUGGCAACCUGGACGUCAGCCCGCCGGUCACGGUGGGUGGCAGGGAGUACCCACUGGGCCGGGUCCUCAUCGGAGGCAGCUUCCCCAAGUCCAGCGGGCGGCGGAUGGCCAGGGCGGUCCGUGACUUCCUGGAGGCCCAGCAGGUGCAGGCGCCGGUGGAGCUGUACUCCAACUGGCUCUCCGUGGGCCAUGUGGAUGAGUUCCUGAGCUUCGUGCCCACCUCCGACCGCAAGGGUUUCCGGCUGCUCCUGGCCAGUCCCAGUGCCUGCCUCAAACUGUUCGAAGAGAAGAAGGAGGAGGGCCAUGGGGAGGCAGCCCAGUUUGAUGGGUUAAAGCACAAAGCAAAGAGAACCAUCAACGAGCUACUGGCAGACAGACACCUCAGGAAGGACAGCCUCCACGUACAGAAAUGCAUCGACUGGAACCGCGAGGUGCUGAAGCGGGAGCUGGGCCUGGUCGAGAGCGACAUCGUGGACAUCCCACAGCUCUUCUUCCUGAAGGGCGCCUAUGCCGAGGCCUUCUUCCCCGACAUGGUGAACAUGGUGGUCCUUGGCAAAUACCUGGGCAUCCCCAAGCCCUAUGGACCCCUCAUCCAUGGCCGCUGCUGCCUGGAGGAGAGGGUGCGUGCGCUGCUGGAGCCCCUCGGCCUGCACUGCGUCUUCAUCGAUGACUAUCUGUCUUACCACAAGCUGCUGGGCGAAAUCCACUGUGGCACCAAUGUGCGCAGGAGACCCUUCGACUUUAAAUGGUGGCACAUGGUGCCCUGA